GAAGUGUUUAGUCUAUUCCACUAUACAGGCCAACAAGGCAUUUUCUCACAUUUAGAUUAAACAGUAGAAAUUAGGUAACAUGAUCUUUUUAAUGGACCUCCAGAUGAUGAUUCUGGAUGUGAUUUACUUCAUCUUGCGCAAUUCUGUGCGGAUUGUCAUGCGCCCUCGUACUAAACCUAUCGAUGGUGAACUGGUGCUGAUCACAGGUGCAGGUGGUGGCCUGGGUCGACUGUUUGCACAGGAGUUCACCAAACAAGGGGCGGAGGUGGUGCUGUGGGACAUCAACAGCAGUUCCAAUGAGCAGACAGCCAAGCUGGUGCGUGAGAUGGGGGGAAAGGCGUCCACAUACACAGUGGAUGUGACCAACAAGGAAGAUGUUUAUCGCAAUGCAGACCUUGUACGGAAGGACUUGGGCCGGGAUGUUACAAUACUGGUGAACAACGCUGGAGUGGUGGCUGGAGAACGCAUGCUAGACUGUCCAGAUGAGAUGGUGGAGAGGACCAUGAAAGUCAACUGUCAUGCUCUGUUCUGGACAGUGAAGGCCUUCCUUCCCCAGAUGAAAGCCCAGGACCAUGGACACAUUGUGACAAUCGCCAGCGUCCUCGGCCUCUUCAGCACAGCUUGUGUUGAGGAUUACUGUGCCAGUAAGUUUGCUGCAGUGGGUUUCCAUGAGUCUUUGGCCCAUGAGCUGCUGGCUGAGCAGGUUGAAGGUGUGAAGACUACUCUGGUGUGUCCGUAUAUCGUGGAUACAGGCAUGUUUGAAGGCUGCAAAAUCCGGGAGGAAGUAGAACUGUUUCUGCCACCACUGGAGCCCCAGUACUGUGUGGAACAAGCCAUGAACGCCAUCCUGAUAGACCAGCCACUAGUGUGCAUCCCCCGCCUUACAUACCUGCCUUUCCUUUUCAGAGCGUUGUUGCCAUGGGAAUCCAAUGUAGUUGCUUAUCGUUUCAUGGGGUCUGACAAGUGCAUGUACCCCUUCAUUGACACAAUGAAGAAACAGGCAUCCAAUGCUCUCAUAAAGGUCGAAUAGUUAUACUCAAGUUCAACGAAGCAACUUCAGGAAUACCAACCUAUAAAUUUUAAUCAAGUGUCAUUCAAAAGGGUUUAAUGUAUA
Molecule: messenger RNA, 1114 nt
Organism: Sphaeramia orbicularis (orbiculate cardinalfish)
Lineage: Eukaryota; Metazoa; Chordata; Actinopteri; Kurtiformes; Apogonidae
Gene: rdh20
Product: retinol dehydrogenase 20
Exons: 5
Coding region: 80-1030 (316 amino acids)
Cellular component (GO): lipid droplet
Molecular function (GO): oxidoreductase activity, acting on the CH-OH group of donors, NAD or NADP as acceptor
Source: RefSeq, a predicted model, not a curated record